AUGUAUGCAGGCAAACAAAAGAGUUACAGUUACAAAGGCAGCCCAAACUGCUGGAAAUUGGAUUCCACAAUGCAGUGGUUCUGCUGGCAUGGGUCAGCAAAGAUGAGCCUGGGAUUUCUGUAUCUCUUUCUGGUGUACAACACAGCUUCAUGCAUGAGAAGAGAACAUAAGAAAGAGAAGCAAGUGGCAGUGCUGGCUACUGCAGAGCUCUCUGCAAAGUCAGUGGAUCUGGCUGCCCUGAACCUGACAGAGCUGGUGAACAACAUGCUGGACACUGCCCUCCGAGGUACCAAAAAACUCUUCUCCUUGCUGAGUGUCACAUCCUACAGCUCAUUUGCCUUCCACAAAGUGUCAGUCACUAUUUACAACAUUUCUAAUGUGAAAAAUGUUGACCCUGGCAAGUUCCCUAUGCAUUACUGCUAUUGUUUGAGCAAUGUAACAAAUGACUUGACAGAUUUUACAGCUUUACUUGUUGAUAUUAUUGGGAACACCAGCAGUUACCUGACAGAAAUUUUCAAAUCCACUUCUAUUCUCUCAGUGCAUCAGAGCAAUGAUUCAGAUUGUAUCUACAUCUGUGUGAUGACAGGUCAGACAGAUAAAUGGAGAAAUUUGUCUGACUUUUGGGAAACUGUGGAGAACUCACCUAGUAUUAAUUACACAUUUUCCAGUAACACAUCUUCAGAUCUGGAUUCAGCUUUUUCAGGUUUCACUAAAUUACAGGAAGACCAAAACAGAACAGUGGAUCCAUCAGCAGAACUUGGGUGGAGAUUUAAAACUACCAGGAGCCCUCUUGCCCUGAAAGGAGAGGAAAUCCCCAUUACAAGGUUCCCACCAUGGCCAAAGACAUCUGGAGCAAAAGGAUCAGGUUUUCCAUCACCCAAUGUGGAUGCUCCUAGACCACGAGGGACAGAUGGAGCUCCUCCAGCUGCUGGUGGGAAGUGGGCCCCAUGGCCAGCACUUCAGCCCAGCCCUGCUGACACAGCUGCAAUUUGGAUGCAGACAGCAUCUCCUCAAGAAACCAAGAAACUGAUGCAAACAGAACCAGAUUUGCCUUCCUCAGUGAUGUCCACACCACCCUACAGGCCUGAGGUGACAAUGAAAUUUUAUUCAGCUACCAGGUGUCCACAGGCAGUCCUCAAAGAGACCCCUGUGACCUCGCCACCCAUCACACUUCUGGUGCAGAAGAUCAACCCCUGUGUGAUGGAGCUCUGUAGGUUUUUUCAGCUGUGCCUCUGUGUUGGUCAGAGAAGACAUUCUCGGAAGGAAGCCAUGAGGUACUGUGUUGAAUACUACUCCUGGUUCUUGAAAAAUGCAAAUUAUGUCUGUGAAAGAGUCAAAAGAGUUGCUUACUCCCACACAUUAAAACAAAAAUGCCUUAAAAACAUCUGCACUUUCGUCUAG
Messenger RNA from Calypte anna (Anna's hummingbird), 1401 nucleotides. It is a transcript of the gene HHLA1, whose product is annotated as HERV-H LTR-associating 1. The record is from RefSeq and is a predicted model, not a curated record. Bases 1 to 1401 code for a protein of 466 amino acids. Lineage: Eukaryota; Metazoa; Chordata; Aves; Apodiformes; Trochilidae. The transcript has 16 exons.